Molecule: messenger RNA, 1934 nt
Organism: Coregonus clupeaformis (lake whitefish)
Lineage: Eukaryota; Metazoa; Chordata; Actinopteri; Salmoniformes; Salmonidae
Product: histone-lysine N-methyltransferase Smyd1-like
Exons: 10
Coding region: 142-1602 (486 amino acids)
Cellular component (GO): nucleus
Molecular function (GO): protein binding
Source: RefSeq, a predicted model, not a curated record
UCUAUUUUUGGAGGGCGGGGUCGGGCUGAGGAGAAGGGCAGGUGCUGAACGUUUUUGAAGAGCACUCCAGCCAGCACUACUCCUUCUCCCUCUCUUUUUACCUCUAUCUGUGAGGUGUUCCAGUCUUCUGUUAACUUGGUAAUGACCCUGGAUAUGGACAACGUAGAAGUUUUUGAUGCUGGGGAGAAGGGCAGGGGUCUCAGGACCACCAAAGACCUCUGGGCUGGGGAGGUAGUGUUCGCUGAGCCCAGCUUCGCUGCAGUGGUCUUCGACAGUCUGUCUCAGCAGGUGUGCCAUAGCUGCUUCCGUCGCCAGGCCAACCUGCACCGCUGUGCCCAGUGUAAGUUCGCCCACUACUGCGACCGCACCUGCCAGACUGCAUGCUGGGAUGAGCACAAGCAGGAGUGUGCCGCCAUCAAGAAGUACGAAAAGGCCCCCAACGAGAAUGUACGUCUUGCUGCCCGUGUGCUGUGGCGCAUACAGAAGGACACAGGCAUCGUGUCGGACGGCCAGCUGACUUCAGUGGACCAGCUGGAGGACCACGUGGCCGACAUGCUCGCUGACGACCUCAAAGAGCUCAAGAUCAACGUGAAAAACUUCCUGGACUACUGUCCCAAAACCAGGCAUGGCAUGGAGUACAUCUCACACAUCUUUGGCAUAAUCAACUGUAAUGGCUUUACUCUGAGUGACCAGAGGGGUCUGCAGGCGGUGGGAGUGGGUCUGUUCCCUAACCUGUGUCUGGUCAACCACGACUGCUGGCCCAACUGUACUGUCAUCCUCAACCAUGGCAAUCAGUCAGCUCUGAACGCAGCCUACCACUCUAAGAGGAGGAUCGAGCUGCGUGCGCUGGGUAAGAUUGCUGAGAACGAGGAGCUGACGGUUGGCUACGUGGACUUCCUGAACGUGUCGACGGACCGCCAGCGCACCCUGAAGCACCAGUACCACUUUGACUGCACCUGUAAAAGCUGCAGCGAGCACCUCAAGGAUGACCUAAAGAUGGCUGCCAAGGAGACCGACGGCAACAAGCCCUCUGAUGAGCUGGUGAAGUUGGUACAGGAGUUCAGUUUAGAGUGCCUGGCCAAGGUUGAGGCAGCUCGCACUGCGGGAGACUUCCAUGAGGUGGUGCAGCUGUGUCGUGAGUGUCUACACAAACAGGAGCCUGUGUUGGCCAAUACACACCUGUACCACCUGCGUAUGCUGAGUGCAGCCAGUGAGGCGCUGUCCUACCUGCAGUUCUUCUCAGAGGCUGCAGAAUAUACAGGCAUACUGGUGGAGGGAUACAUGAAGUUGUACCACCCCAAUAACGCCCAGUUGGGCAUGGCCACCAUGCGGGCUGGCGUGACCCACUGGCACGCAGGGCUCAUCGAGGUUGGCCAUGGCAUGAUCUGCAAGGCCUACGCCAUCCUCAUGGUCACCCACGGACCCAACCACCCCAUCACCAAGGACCUUGAGUCAAUGCGUAUGCAGACUGAGAUGGAGCUGAGGAUGUUCAAGCAGAAUGAGCAUGGCUACCACAGCAUGAGAGAGGCUGCCCUGCAGAACAAGCCCAUGGGCAUGGCUGAGGCAGUCAGUGUUGAGGACAACGUCAUCCAUAAGCAAUGAGCUUCUGUUGUCUCACCUACAUUUCAAUGGUAUGAAAUUAGUCAGCAAAUCAACCCCAAAGUUCCUUGGCUGUUCUCAUAUUGCAAAAUGUGUGCCUUGUCAUGUGUAAACUGCUUUCAACAGCUAGAUAUUCUGUUGCAAUGAAAGUGGUUAAGUUCCUUUGGUUUAGCAUUGAGACUGCCAUCUGUAUGAUGAGGCCUCGUCUAGAUCUGUUUGGCUCAGUCCCUGUGAACUCAUGAUUGCUCCCACCUUCAUGCUAGUAAACAUUGAGUCAGUAUACCAUCCCAUGUGCAAUAUUGAAUGUAAAAUGUAAUAAAAGUGAACACUGAUAA